Molecule: messenger RNA, 2580 nt
Organism: Paramacrobiotus metropolitanus
Lineage: Eukaryota; Metazoa; Tardigrada; Eutardigrada; Parachela; Macrobiotidae
Product: heat shock 70 kDa protein-like
Exons: 6
Coding region: 273-2474 (733 amino acids)
Biological process (GO): protein refolding; cellular response to unfolded protein
Cellular component (GO): cytoplasm
Molecular function (GO): ATP binding; ATP hydrolysis activity; ATP-dependent protein folding chaperone
Source: RefSeq, a predicted model, not a curated record
UGCAACAGCAUAAACAGCCGCUUUGAUCAACGCCAAGAAAGUUGUUCGUCUUUCCGAAUCAUCACAAUUAUUAGCAGAGAUAACAGAUAAAGCAGUUGAUUGCGCUAUUAGACCGUGUACAUUUCGCUGCUGUCGUAAGCCCGACAUUGGCAGCUGUAUGCAGCACAGCGUCACGUGGUACCCAAUUAAAUGCUCAAAACUGCCACAUGGUGUUCAUGAAUUAUUAAGAGUGCUGCUCACGUCCUUGUAUUUGGUUUUCCGUGUUGCUAGCCAUGCCUCGUCACGAGCGACUAGCCGUCGGUAUCGAUUUGGGUACAACAUUUACCUGUAUAGCCGCGUAUCGAAACGGGCGAGCGGAAGCAAUUCAGAAUGACCAAGGCAACCGCAUAACACCCAGUAUUGUCUGCUAUCACGAUGGCGAAAAGGUCGUGGGGGAAGGCGCCCUCCAUCAGUGGGCUUACUACCCAGAGAACACAAUAUGUGAUGCGAAGCGAAUGAUUGGGAGGAGAUACGACGAUCCUAUCGUUCAGGAGGAUCUAAAAAACUGGCAGUUCGAAGUCGUCGAUAAAGAGGGAAAACCGAAUGUUCUCAUUCACGAUCAGGGUCAUUCGUUGUAUGUCACCCCGGAGCAAGUAAGCGGAAUGGUAUUGCAGAAGAUGAAGGAUGUCGGAGAAGCCUACCUUGAGAAGCCGAUAUUCGACGCGGUGAUAACUGUUCCAGCUUACUUUACCGACGCACAACGGCAAGCAACGAAGGACGCCGCGACGAUCGCCGGAUUAAAUGUUCUACGAAUGAUUAACGAACCAACAGCCGCCGCAAUCUACCAUGGUACAACCAAAGCCUAUAAAAACGCUCAGAAGAUACUGGUUUUCGACCUGGGUGGAGGUACACUGGAUGUGUCUAUCUUAUCCGUUGAACCGGGGAUGAAAUUCUUUGUUCUGGGUACUCAUGGUGACCCGCAUUUAGGAGGAAAAGAUUUUGAUAACAUGUUAGCCAACGCCUUAGCUGAAGAGGUUACUACCGACAAGAAACUCAACCUGAACAAAGAAGCCGUGACCCGGUUGAGGGAAGCUUGUGAAACAGCAAAAAAGAGCCUGAGCUUUAAUACGUCGGCUAAAAUAAUGAUACCCAAUUUUGUUGGGAACGAGCCAUUCAUGCGGACGUUAAAGCGCGAAGAAUUUGAAGAAAUUUGUAAACCACUGUUUUCCCGGUUGCUACAGCCGGUUAAAGAUGCAUUACGCGAAACUUCUUUGUCAGCAGAGGAAAUCCAGGAUGUUAUUCUGAUCGGUGGAUCCAGUCGCAUAGUAAAAGUGAAGAAGCUGGUACAGGAAUUUUUCCCUGAACGAAAUAUUUUACAACACAUUCAUCCGGAUGAGUCGGUUGCGUGUGGUGCAGCCGUCUUCGCUGCCAGUUUGUCAGGCGACCCUUCCGGAAACGCCAAAGCACUGACCCUUGUGGAUGUAACCCCAUUUUCUCUGGGUAUUGAAACGCUAGGAGGAGGUUGGUACAUUGCCGUGGCCAGUCCUGGAUUUUUUGGUUCACCUGAGGGAAGGCGACAAUGGCUCUUGUCUCGUCUAUUGUAUGCUAAUGAUACAUCACAGUGGAAACUUUCGACGGACGAUAUGUCGAUGCAAGCAUUCAGGGCCUCUCCGACAGCAAAAGACAGGAGCACCAUCUGGAUGACACCCUCGCAGCAAUGUAGCGAAUAUAUUCCAGAUCGUCAGCAAUACAGCGAAGAUGCCGGAUAUAGACGAUUUCCACAAAAUUUCGCAAAAUAUGCCGGACUGAUAUGGGGCAAAAUAGCCGAAAGGAUAUCCACCCCCAGACCGGGGCUGAAUAGCCGUCUGGCUGCUCAUACGGAGAACUGGGCUAUGACCGUUUUCUUUCCGAAAAACACACGUUUACCGGCACAACACAGCGAUUAUUUUACAACUCCGGAAGACGGACAGACAUCGGUGCAGAUCAGUGUGCACGAAGGCGAAUCGGAAAUUGCUAAGGAGAACCGCCUACUCGGCACCACGCAACUCUUUGGUAUUGAGUCCGGUAAGCGAGGAAACGCGAAUAUCGUCGUCACAUUUGAAAUCGGCCCCAAUGGCAUUCUAAACGUGUCCGCUAUCGAUCAGAAUACCGGUAGUAAAGUGGAGAUCGAACUGGAUAACGAUAAGUACAAUCUGUCCACAGCGGAGAUCCACAGAAUUGCCGGAUUACUUUCAGAAGGCACCUCCGACGACAAACUCCAAGAAGAGCGAAAAGUGCUAAUAGCUCGACUGAAAGAAUAUCGACAGUCUAUCGAAGAAAUACUGGCCAAGAAUCGGCAUAAAUUAUCGGACCAGGAUUAUAAACAGGCUACCCAGAACCUGAAAGAAUUUACCGAAUGGAUUCAAGACAACGAACACGCUAACCGAACCACCAUUAUCCUAAAGCAGCAGGAAGCGUACCGCCAGUUCCGUUCAGUGCUUCUGAAACUUUCUUAAUAUUGCGUACAGUCUGUUUGUGCUGCCUGUUCAGUGUUCAUAUACAGUGACACACUUAACUUAAUUUUCAUGGUCAUAAGAAAUUUUUAUGCUGCGGGACUUGCGA